Molecule: messenger RNA, 837 nt
Organism: Apodemus sylvaticus (European woodmouse)
Lineage: Eukaryota; Metazoa; Chordata; Mammalia; Rodentia; Muridae
Gene: Pom121l12
Product: POM121 transmembrane nucleoporin like 12
Exons: 1
Coding region: 1-837 (278 amino acids)
Source: RefSeq, a predicted model, not a curated record
AUGGGCAGCUCCCUGGGCUCACCCCAGAGAUCGCUGUCUGCUCCCAAGCACCCAAAGUCAAAGCCUUGGCCUGAGUGGGUUCAGCAAAGCUCCAUUCCCAAGGUUCCCCCUCACCUACACAUGCCUCAGAGAGUGGUGGGAACCUGGAGGCGCUCGGCCAUCAGACCUCCCACAGACGCCACCCUGGGCCUGGAUCUCUCCAGUGCCUGGGACACCUAUAUGAAACGAUGGCUUUGGAGUGUACGGAACCCUGGGUGGACCUGCAGCCCGGUGACAGUCAAGAUUGCCCCUCCUGAGGGCAGAGGCAGUUCCCUAACCUCUCUAAGACAGGGAGCACGCAUUGUGGAGCAUCCCGAGGAGCUUCCAGAUCCCUGUGCUAAGGAAACAGUGCUGAGGGCUCUCAGCCAGUGCAAAAAGGGGACUAGACGAUUUGAUGGGCCUCUGUGGUUCGAAGUCCCAGAGGUGAAAAACAGAAGACAGAACUCAGAAUCCACGCCUUCUUCUGCCUUUAAACCCUGGAUAAAUAAUGGAGUGGCUGCUUCUUUUGUUCCCAAGCCUGGGCCUCUGAACCGAAGUAUCGACUACAUGAGCUUCAGUGUCUUUAAAAAGGAAGCAGACCUCCAGCCCAGUAUCCCCACAGCCAUGCAUGCUGUGUCAGAGACUCACAUGGAAAGCUCCAAGAAGACCCAGGCCUCCUGUGACCCCUGUCUUUCCGGUGGGCAGAAGACUGAAGCCUGCGGAGUCUCCCUGAUGGGUGGGGAAUCCAAUUCUUAUCUGAGUUCUGUCAUCCCCUUUGGAGACUCCAGUGAACUUUCAUCCCCUGGGCCUACAUUCUAG